Molecule: messenger RNA, 690 nt
Organism: Etheostoma cragini (Arkansas darter)
Lineage: Eukaryota; Metazoa; Chordata; Actinopteri; Perciformes; Percidae
Product: protein HID1-like
Exons: 4
Coding region: 37-690 (217 amino acids)
Cellular component (GO): Golgi medial cisterna; membrane; Golgi trans cisterna
Source: RefSeq, a predicted model, not a curated record
GAACGCAGCAGGAGCCCGAGCGGCUGUCAGCGGUGGAUGAGAGAGAUUAUCCUCCGCCGUGUCAACACGGAUCCCAGCAGGCAGCGGGACGCCGUGUGGGGCAACAUGGGCAACGCCGACACCAAGCUUCACUUCAGGAAAGCCGUUAUUCAGCUCACGACCAAGACCCAGCCGGUAGAAGCCACAGACGAUGCCUUCUGGGACCAGUUCUGGGCCGACUCCUGCACCACCGUCCAGGACGUUUUCGCUCUGGUGCCGGCGGCAGAGAUCAGAGCUGUGAGGGAGGAGUCUCCGUCCAACCUGGCAACCCUCUGCUACAAGGCAGUGGAGAGGCUGGUCCAGGGUGCAGACUCCGGCUGUCCCUCAGAGAGAGCGCGUCAGAUUGUCCUGAACUGCAUCCGCCUGCUCACCCGCAUCCUGCCCUACAUCUUCGAGGACGCUGACUGGAGGGGCUUCUUCUGGUCCACGGUGCCCGGAGCCGGCAGAGCGGGGCGUUUAGACGGAGACGGCGAUGACCACGAGGCGCGGCCGCUGGCUGAGUCCCUGCUGCUGGCCAUCGCCGACCUGCUCUUCUGUCCAGAUUUCACUGCUCAGAGCCGCAAGAAGAACGGCCCCGUGAGUCCCCCCCCCCCCCCGCUCUCCAUUACACCCAUAAUCUCAGCACAGCUGGAGGCAAACACCUGCCAAUAA